AUGUCACCUGAUGUAAUAAAAGUGGACAGGCGGGAUGUCUUGGGUCCGGGUAUGUGGUCUAUGGGCCCGGAUGGUUGCAGGCUGGGAGUGCCAGGCAACCUUAUAGUAACCCCCAAGCCAGGCUCAACCCAGGAAGGAGGUGAAAUUCUGGAUCCUUUUGAAGUUGGGCCGGAGGUAUGUUCGUGGCUCUCGAUGAUGAAUGAAGCGCAUAAUCAGGUACGGGCCGCGUGGGAAGCGGAGCACGCCAGGCGACGCAAUAGUAUCUCUUCAUGGAACCUCCUCAAGCGGUAUACGAUGUGGAGGAAGACGUUCCCCCAAUUAGAGAUCGACGUCGAUGUUCGCUACAUGUCUCUUUGGAACACGGAUCGCUUCGGUCAUCCCCUUCCUUGGGCAAGGGUGGUGUUCAGAUACUGGUGCCCCGACAGCGAAGAUAAUUACGGCCUAUUCGACCACCUCCGCGGAUCUGUAUUCUCACAGGGUAAAGACCCCAGAGUUCCCACGGAAGUCUACUUGCUGCUGAAUCCCCGCAUGGGAUUCAACAGACCCCUCGAUGUCAGUGCUAGCAAAUGGCAGUUCGUCACAGGUGCAAUCUCUGGCCUCAGUGAGGGGGGGGACGCGGUGCAACCGAGGAUGUCGGGAACAGUAGCCUUGGUGGAGUCUAUGUUUGUCAAAUACCAGUCGUUCACAACCCUCAAGGGCUCAAUCAACGACUGCUGGAUGCAACAAGGUCACUGCUACUUCAAGUGGCUACUAAGGAUGGAGUGGAGAAUAUUCGGGGAGACGUUCUGUGAGAGGGUGCACCGGCAGGCGAAUACCGACGUGGGGAGUGCGUUCAAGUCCUCUGCACUCAACAGUGUGCAGGUGCAUGUGUUCGGACUAGACCUGUUCUCCGGGACCAGGCCCGUGUUGUAUGGUAUGGCAGAUGAGGGUGUAUUGGGCGUCAACGACAACUCUGGUGUACUGACGAUGGAAAUAGACACAGACCCAAGGAACAUACCAGACUUCAACCGCUCAAAGGCAACAGCAAGAAAUAUUCGGGCUGCCAAUAUGCUCUUCAAGGGAGUCUCUUCCUUUUUGGGGAAAAGAAAAGGCAAAGAGGGCAAAGUUGAUGAUGAUGAUGAUGAUUGA
Eimeria mitis is the source of this 1128-nucleotide messenger RNA. RefSeq lists its product as uncharacterized. The record is from RefSeq and is a predicted model, not a curated record. Bases 1 to 1128 code for a protein of 375 amino acids. Lineage: Eukaryota; Apicomplexa; Conoidasida; Eucoccidiorida; Eimeriidae. The transcript has 2 exons.